GGCCUUCCCACCGCAUUUCAGACGGAGGGCAGUGGAGCCCUGCCUGGGGCCUGGGAGGCCCUAUCCCACUGUGGUUGGAUGUGUUGCUACCUCUCUUGCACCCUGCAGGUCUCAGGGAUGGGAGGGGCUUAUUUGGAGGUGAAAGACUCCGACCCACAGAGUCAGUGAGUCCAGGCGCAGCCCCUCGGGAAGGCUGGAAGGGAACACCCAAGGCUGGUAGUGUCCCUCCACUGUCCCUGUACCUGCUGCCAGCUCCGGAGGACCCCAUCAGGGUCCCCAGAUGUACAACAUUCUGACUUCCAUUUUGGGAGUAAGCAAAAAGGACAGGUUUUCUCGGAGGAGGGCAGUUUCAGUUAAGCAGAGGGAGAAGCCCCAGGGCUGGCCACUGAAUAAAAAGAGAACUUUGUUGACAGACGGUAACCUCCCAACACAGAGGGGAGUCACAGGCUGCACCUAGCCACACUCCCUGCUGUCAGCCCUGGAUAAAGGUGGGCUAUGAGUGUGAAGGACUGCGGAGGUGGGAGGGAAGAGGUUGGUAAGGUUUAGGGAGUAAGCAAGAAGGCUUGCAGCGCAUCCGAGAAAUGGGAAGGAAGACGUGAAAAACAGGAGGAGGGGUGGGGGAUGAAAACGAGGCUGAGAAGGGGUGGGGCUGUUCCUCCGCAGAGAGGAGGCCACACCCCACGCUGCCCCUGCCGUCAAGCCUGGUCAACCCCCGCAGGGUUCCCGGAUGUGCUUUCCCAACCUCCAUCUUCUAAGUCUUGGAAGGCAUUUUGUGAGGAGGCGCGAUCUAGGUCAGCCGAGGGAAGUCUUAGAUCCAACCAGUUCUCAAGAAAAGACAGGCGUGCCACCCCGAGGGCCUAGGAGUCUUCUGGCGACAGAGGAGGCUGAACCGGGGCUGCAGUCAGGGAGGCGGCACUGGGCUUCCUGGGGUGCCCGUCACAGGCAGGGCCUAUUCACGACGGAGGAAGGGCCAAGGGUGGCCUGCAGCCCUCCCCUGGGACCAGACGUCUACAGGGGCACCCCUGAAAUCCGGCAGUGCUGGUUCAGAAAAGGCAGGCGCACCACACCGAGGGCCUAGGAGUCUUCUGGCAACAGAGGAGGCUGAACCGGGGCUGCAGCCAGGGAGGCGGCACUGGGCUUCCUGGGGAGCCCGUCACAGGCAGGGCCUCUUCAGGAGGCAGGAAGGGCCAAGGUUGGCCUGCAGCCCUCCGCCAGGACCAGACGUCUGCAGGGGCUCCCCUGAAAGCCGGCAGUGCUGGUUCAGGGGGUCCAGGAACCAGGAGUUGAAGACCAGGGUCUGAGUUCCACUUCUAAACUCAGCACAGCAGAGGAGGCCCAGGCAAAGCUAGGAGUCAAGGUUCCCACAGAGCAAACGCCCUAGGAAGACAGGCGAUCUGUGAGGCCUAGAGUACCAUCUUAAGAGAAGGAGACUUGUAAGGCAGCCUUGUCAGAGCCAUCAUGGACAAGGAGAUGCCUGCUGCUGGGAUGCCGAGUCUUCUCCAGAGUUCUCCUGAGAAUCCUCAAAGUCCACCCGAGGGGCCUGACCAGUCUCCUCUCCAGAGUCCUGUGAGCUCCUUCAUCUCCUCCACUUCAUUGAGUCUUCAGAGUCCUCCUGAGAGUCCUCAGAGUCCACCUGAGGGGCCUGUACAGUCUCCUCUCCUGAGUCCUGUGAGCUCGGCCUCCACUUCACUGAGUCUUCCCCUGAGUUCCCCUGAGUAUCCCCAGAGUCCUCCUGAGGGGCCGGCCCAGUAUCCUCUGCAGAGUCCUGUGAGCACCGUCAUCUCCUCCACUUCAUUGAGUCCUCAGAGUACUCCUGAGAGUCCUCAGAGUCCACCUGAGGGGCCUGUAGAGUCUCUUCUCCUGAGUCCUGUGAGCUCCUCCUCCACUUCACUGAGUCUUCCCCUGAGUUCCCCUGAGUAUCCCCCGAGUCCUCCUGAGGGGCCUGCCCAGUCUCCUCUCCAGAGUCCUGUGAGCACCUUCAUCUCCUCCACUUCAUUGAGUCCUCAGAGUACUCCUGAGAGUCCUCAGAGUCCACCUGAGGGGCCUGUACAGUCUCCUCUCCUGAGUCCUGUGAGCUCCUCCUCCACUUCACUGAGUCUUCCUCUGAGUUCCCCUGAGUAUCCCCAGAGUCCUCCUGAGGGGCCUGCCCAGUAUCCUCUGCAGAGUCCUGUGAGCACCUUCAUCUCCUCCACUUCACUGAGUCCUCAGAGUACUCCUGAGAGUCCUCAGAGUCCACCUGAGGGGCCUGAACAGUCUCCUCUCCUGAGUCCUGUGAGCUCCUCCUCCACUUCACUGAGUCUUCCCCUGAGUUCCCCUGAGUAUCCCCAGAGUCCCCCUGAGGGGCCUGCCCAGUCUCCUCUCCAGAGUCCUGUGAGCACCUUUAUCUCCUCCACUUCAUUGAGUACUCAGAGUACUCCUGAGAGUCCUCAGAGUCCACCUGAGGGGCCUGUACAGUCUCCUCUCCUGAGUCCUGUGAGCUCCUCCUCCACUUCACUGAGUCUUCCCCUGAGUUCCCCGGAGUAUCCCCAGAGUCCUCCUGAGGGGCCUGCCCAGUAUCCUCUGCAGAGUCCUAUGAGCACCUGCAUCUCCUCCACUUCAUUGAGUCCUCAGAGUACUCCUGAGAGUCCUCAGAGUCCACCUGAGGGGCCUGUACAGUCUCCUCUCCUGAGUCCUGUGAGCUCCUCCUCCACUUCACUGAGUCUUCCACUGAGUUCCCCUGAGUAUCCCCAGAGUCCUCCUGAGGGGCCUGCCCAGUAUCCUCUGCAGAGUCCUGUGAGCACAUUCAUCUCCUCCACUUCACUGAGUCCUCAGAGUACUCCUGAGAGUCCUCAGAGUCCACCUGAGGGUCCUGAACAGUCUCCUCUCCUGAGUCCUGUGAGCUCCUCCUCCACUUCACUGAGUCUUCCCCUGAGUUCCCCUGAGUAUCCCCAGAGUCCUCCUGAGGGGCCUACCCAGUCUCCUCUCCAGAGUCCUGUGAGCACCUUCAUCUCCUCCACUUCAUUGAGUCCUCAGAGUCCUCCUGAGAGUCCUCAGAGUCCACCUGAGGGGCCUGUACAGUCUCCUCUCCUGAGUCCUGUGAGCUCCUCCUCCACUUCACUGAGUCUUCCCCUGAGUUCCCCUGAGUAUCCCCAGAGUCCUCCUGAGGGGCCUGCCCAGUCUCCUCUCCAGAGUGCUCUGAGCGCCUUCGUUGCUUCCACUUCGUUGAAUCUUUCCCAGCGUUUCCCUGAGAGUCCUCAGAGUCCUUCUGAGGGGCCUGCCCAGCCUGCUUUCCAAAGUUCUGUGUGGUCCUUCUCCUCCACUUCACUGAGUCUUCUCCAGAGCUUCCCUGAGAGUCCUCAGAGUCCUCCUGAGGGGCCUGCCCAGCCUAUUUUCCAGAGAUUUGUGUGCUCCUCCUCCUCCAGUUCAUUGUGUCUUCUCCAGAGUUCUCCCAAGAGCCCUCAGAGUCCUCCUGAGGGGCCUGCACAGUCUCCUCUCCUGAGUCCUGUGAGCUGCUCCUCCACUUCACUGAGUCUUCCCCACAGUUUCCCUGAGAGUCCUCGGAUUCCUCCUGAGGGGCUGUCCCAAUCUCCUCUCCAGAGUCCUGUGAGCUCAUUCUCCUCCUCCUCCCGCUCCUCCCCCUCCUCCCGCUCCACCCCCUCCUCCUCCUCUUCCUCCUCCUCCCCCUCUUCCUCCUCCUUCCCCUCUUCCUUCUCCCCCUCCUCUUCCUCCUCCUCUCCGUCCUCCUCCUCCUCUUCCCCCUCCCCCUCCUCCUCCUUUUCCUUCUCUUCCUCCUCCUCCUCCUCCUCCUCCAGUUCAUUGAGAUUUCUCCAGAGUUCUUCUGAGAGUCCUCAGAGUCCUCCUGAGGGGCCUGCGCAGUCUCCUCUCUUGAGUCCUGUGAGCUCCUCCUCCACUUCACUAUGUCUUCCAAGUUCCCCUGAGAGUCCUCAGUGUCCUCCUGAGUGGCCUGCGCAGUCUCCUCUCCUGAGUUUUGUGAGCUCCUUCUCGUCAAUUUCACUGCGUCUUUCCCUGAGUUCCCCUGAGAGUCCUCCUGAGGGGCCUGCCGAGUUUGCUCUCCCAAGUUUGGAGUGCUCCUUCUCCUCCACUUCACUGAAUCUUCUCCAGAAUUUCCCUGAGAGCCCUUCCGAGGGGCCUGCCCAGUCUCCUCCCCGGAGUCCUAUGAGCUCCUUCUCCUCCCUCUCUUCCAGUCCACUGUGUCUUCUCCAGAGUUCCCUUGAGAGUCCUCAGAAUCCUUCUGAGGGGCCAGCCCAGUCUGCUCUCCAGAGUUUUGUCCGCUCCGUCUUCUCUGACUGUUUGAGUCUUCUCGAGAGUUCUCCUGAGUGUCCCCAGAGUCCUCCUGAGGGCCCUUCCCAGUCUGCCCUCCAGGGUCCUGUGAGCUCCUCCUUCAGUCCAUUGAGUUUUCCCCCGAGUUCCCCUGAGUGUCCCCAGAGUCCUCCUGAGGGCCCUUCCCAGUCUGCCCUCCAGGGUCCUGUGAGCUCCUUCUUUGGUCCAUUGAGUUUUCCCCCGAGUUCCCCUGAGUGUCCCCAGAGUCCUCCUGAGGGCCCUUCUCAGUCUGCUCUCCAGGGUCCUGUGACCUCCUUCUCCUUCAGUCCAUUGAGUUUCCCCCCGAGUUUCCCUGUGUGUCCCCAGAGUCCUGAGGGCCCUUUCCAGUCUGCCCUCCAGGGUCCUGUGACCUCCUUCUCCUUCAGUCCAUUGAGUUUUCCCCCGAGUUCCCCUGUGUGUCCCCAGAGUCCUGAGGGCCCUUUCCAGUCUGCCCUCCAGGGUCCUGUGACCUCCUCCUCCUUCAGUCCAUUGAGUUUUCCCCCGAGUUCCCCUGUGUUUCCCCAGAGUCCUAAGUGCUCUUCGAGGUCUGCCCUCCAGAGUCCUGUGACCCCCUUCUCCUUUGGUCCAUUGAGUCUAACCCCGAGUUCCCCUGAGUGUUCUCAGAGUCCUUCCGAGGGGCCUGCCCAGUCUCCUCCCCAGAGUCCUGUAAGCUCCUUCUCCCUCUCUUCCAGUCCAUUGUGUGUUCUCCAGAGUUCCCCUGAGAGGCCUCAGAAUCCUUCUGAGGGGCCUGCCCAGUCUGCUCUCCAGAGUUUUGUGCGCUCCUUCUUCUCUGACUGUUUGAGUCUUCUCGAGAGUUCCCCUGAGUGUCCCCAGAGUCCUCCUGAGGACCCUUCCCAGUCUUCUCUUCAGGGUCCUGUGAGCUCCUUCUCCUUCAGUCCGUUUAGUCUUACCCCGGGUUCCCCUGUGUGUCCCCAGAGUCCUGCUGAGGGACCUUCCCAGUCUGCCCCCCAGGGUCCCGUGAGCACCUUCUCCUCAUGUCCAUUCCGUCUUCCCCUGAGUUCCCCUGAGUGUCCCCAGAGUCCUCCUGAGGGGCCUUCCCAGUCUGCUCUCCAGGGUCCUGUGGGCUCUUUCUACUCCUCCACUUUAUGGAACCCAUCCAGUGAAGAGUCCAGCAGCCCAGCAGAUGAAGAUACAAGAACCUCAGACACCUUACUAGACAGUGAGUCCUUGACAGAUAAUGAGUCCCUGACAGCCACUGAGCCCUUGGUUGCUCAUACACUGGAUGAAAAGGUGGAUGAGUUGGUGCGGUUUCUUCUUCUCAAAUAUCAAGCGAAGGAGCCUGUCACAAAGGCAGAGAUGCUGACGAUUUUCGUCAACAGGUACAGGGGCUACUUUCCUAUGAUCUUCAGGAAAGCCCGUGAGUUCAUAGAGAUUCUUUUUGGCAUUGCCCUGACAGAAGUGGGCCCCGACCACUCCUAUGUCUUUGUAAAUACAUUAGACUUCACCUGUGAAGGGAGUCUGAGUGAUGAGCAAGGCAUGCCCCAGAACCGCCUCCUGACACUUAUUCUGAGUAUAAUCUUCAUAAAAGGCUCCUGUGCCUCUGAGGAGGUCAUCUGGCAUGUGCUGAAUGGAAUAGGGGUAUGUGCUGGGAGGGAGCACUUCAUCUUUGGGGAGCCCAGGGAGCUCCUCACUAAAGUUUGGGUACAGGAACAUUACCUGGAGUACCGGGAGGUGCCCAACACUUCUCCUCCACGUUAUGAAUUUCUUUGGGGUCCCAGAGCCCAUUCAGAAAUCAGCAAGAGAAAAGUAGUAGAGUUUUUGGCCAUGCUAAACAAUACCGUCCCUCGUUCCUUUUCACCCUCAUACAAGGAUGCUUUGAAACAUCUAGAAGAGAGAGCCCAGGCCACAAUUGACACCACAGAUGACUCCACUGUCACAGACGGUGCAAGCUCCGAUGUUUCCCAGCCCGUCUUCCCCUGAGCAAAGUCUAAGGCAGAAUCUUCCUUUUGAGUGUGAACAGGGCAGGCGAGUUUCUAUGCCAUGGAGGGCCCGGGGGAAGCUGGCGAGAACACAGUGUUUGCGUUUCUGUUCCAUAUGGUAGUUAAGGGAUUUACCUAUUUUACUUUGGGGUAUUUUUCAAUGCUCUUCCUUUUAAUAACAGGUUUAAAUAGCUUCAGAAACUUAGUUUAUGGAGUUUAUGAAUAUUAGUCACACAUGUGCUGCUGUUUAACUGGUUGAGGGGUAACGGUUUGAUAGUUUGUAAAACACACACACACACACACACACACGAUUGGGAAAACCUGCCUUAUCUGUGGUCUGUCACACUUUAAUAUGGUAUUACUGUAGCAAUUUUCUUUAAACUGUAAAAGAACUCGAAUUGAAUAGUGGAACAAAACAAAGGAUUGUUAAUAUUUGCAUUUCCUCAUACCCUUUAGUCUGCUGUUCUUGAAAAUUAAAGAUACGUACCUGGUUUUCUUGGCUUGUUUAAUAAAGUAGCAGAGAUUAAAUGAUAAUAAAUAAAAAUAUCACGGACUCCUUUAUUUGACGAACAUUAUAUCAGCAUUUGCUCAUGGAAGUUACGUUUAGUAGUGAAGUUACUAUUAAAAGCAAGACUUACACCUACUCAUAAAACGGUAGAGUAUAGGUACAGAAGCCAUAUCGGAAACUUGGUAAGAUUUUUCUCUUCAAUCUAAAGAGUAAGUUUAAAAAGGAGUGGGGCGGUGAGACUCCAGUUGGAGCCUUCAAACAAAAAGGCCCUGAGCUAAGGCAGUUUUGGGCUUCGGGAAACUGCACUUGCUUCUGUGGGAGCUGAUUUUUAUGAAGCUGGGUGGUGGCGGGGCCCAGACUCUCAGAAGGUGAGAGAAAAGCCUGGAAUGGAAAGCUACUUGAGCAGUUCCCUCUGGGUGAAGGAUGAGGCAGAGAGGAGUCUCCACAUGGGGAAGUAAUGGGAGGUGUCCUGCAGCUCUUGUGCACUUGAACACAGUACUUUUGUCCAGCCCCAGGACUUUCCCACGUUAUAGCACUGUCCUUUCGAUCUCCCGUGUGCUCUCGUGCAACUAUGGAACCUGGCCUGCUGACUAACUUGUCACCGUGUUUCCCACUCUGAAGGCUGUACCCAGCUCUCAGUGCCAGACGCCAUUGACAUCUACCCUUCCCCUAACAUAGACCACUCUCUGUCUCUGCAGAAGUUCCCUGACUGAUCCAUCCCUCUCCCUGGCUCCUCUGUGAUAACAGACUUUGAUGUGAAUAUACACUUUGAAUAGUGACAUUUCCAUACAUAUGCUGGGCAUCUUCACCACAUUCUCAACAUAUUUCCAAAUAGACUGCAGAGUAAAAUCUAAUU
Messenger RNA from Callithrix jacchus (white-tufted-ear marmoset), 7603 nucleotides. RefSeq lists its product as uncharacterized. Lineage: Eukaryota; Metazoa; Chordata; Mammalia; Primates; Cebidae. Gene Ontology annotation, cellular component: nucleus. Gene Ontology annotation, biological process: negative regulation of transcription by RNA polymerase II. The record is from RefSeq and is a predicted model, not a curated record.